This is a messenger RNA of Porites lobata, 11252 nucleotides long. The record is from the annotation of a GenBank genome assembly. NCBI's taxonomy places the organism in Eukaryota, Metazoa, Cnidaria, Anthozoa, Scleractinia, Poritidae.
CAUCAGACUAUCAUGGCCACCAUGUUCAAGAAACAUGGCAGACGAAAUUUUCGGAAAAAAGCUGUUGACGAAGAUGAAGAAAACGGGAGUAAAGAAGACACAGAGAACGUUCCUACCAUUACGGAAAGUUCGGGCGAUAAUUCUAAACCAAAAGAGCAAGGAAAGGUCAAGAUCAAGACCAAUGUUGUCUCUUCUGCAAACCCGCUUCUCAGCUUUGACACUGAAAUUUCCAAACCAAAAGAGAAGGCAAAGUCAAAGAUCAAGGGAGCUUCUUCUGCUAAUUCCCUGUUGAGCUUUGACGAUGACAUUGCGGAUGAUGGUGAAGUUUUUAAGGUGAAAAAGUCCAAGGAAAGUCGUCGCUUGGCAAAGAGAAUUGAGCAGGAACGCAAGAAGAAAGAUAAAAUCGACGAGAAGAGAUCUGUUGGAGAUGAAAGCUUUGAUCAGGGGCAAGAUGAUGCUGAUGAGAAACUUGCCGCUUUGCGUGCUGAGCUAAGUAAAAUGGCAAGGGAAGAUGAGGAAGUUUCGGACAAUGACGAUGUUGACUCUGUUGAAUCAGGGUCUAUAAAGAAAGAGCCAGUUACAAACUCUAAUAUAAAAACAGGCAUUUCUGAUAUCAGUAUUCCAGAUGCAGCUACAAUCCAUGCUGCACGCAAGAGGCGUGAAAUGGCCAGGCAGACAGAGCAGGAGUUUAUUCCUCUGGAUGACACAAAGAGAUAUGAGGGGCACUCUGCUUCCACUGGGCGUUUAGUCAGGGAAGAUGAAAAUGAUAUCAGUGAUGAUGAAGGUGAAGAAGGUGCUAUAACAUUCUCUGUAGCACGAAAACGAGGCUUUCCUGCUUUGGAUCGUCGGCGAGAAGUCGAGGCCGCUCUUGCAAAUCAAGAACUGGAGGAGAAAUCAGACAACGAGGAGGUGGAGGAUGAGGAAUUGAAGCGUUGGGAAGAUGAACAGAUCCGUAAAGGAGUAAAAGGAGUUCCUGUUCCCUUGGUGGAACAAGAAUUACCACAUACUACUGCUGUGACAAACUCACUUUAUCAACAGCCAUAUACUGACGACCAAUCUUCAAUGUUUCAAUAUGCCCACGGACAACCUUAUUCAUAUGGAACAGGAUAUGCCAACACGCACACAAAUGGAAACCAAACAUAUGGACCUGCUCUGACUGCCACUUCACUACAUUCGCGUCAUGCCGUUACCGUUGACAUGAUUUGUGACAAGAUGAAACAACAGUUAAAUUCUUUACAGGAGGUACAUCGUGGACAUCAGAUGGAACAAGAAAAAGUCACACAGCAGCUGGAAACUGCGCAAGGAAGCAUUAAGAAACUUGAACGCCAAGGACGAAAUGCUGAGCAGAGAUUCAGUUUCUUCCAAGAGAUGAGGGGGUAUGUCAGGGACUUGAUAGAGUGCCUUAAUAACAAGGUGGGUGAUACAAGCAUGGAAUGAGAGAUGGAAUCAUGAGAAGAGACUUGUCAAAUGCUUUUCUCUCUUUGAUCUUGACUUCUUACACCUUGCGUCCUUUCAUGGAUAUUUUGUUGUUCAAAAUGGGUUAAGAUGUAAAUUUCUACAAACCUUUCAUUUACCAGUCUUUGCUAUGAGUGAGGAGCUUAUUUCACAUAUUUCUUUUCUUUCUAUAAUUUUUUUUUUCAUGAAAACUUUGGUGUUACUAUUCCAAUACAUGAACAUGUAAGGUUUAAUAACUUUUUCAGUUCGUCUGAUUAUAUUUUGUUGUUUUGACUGAUUUAUGAUUAAUUUAUGCUCCUACAAAACAAAUUUGCCAGCAGUUAACCAACCACAAGAAAGAUACAUUGUAACUUUCCCACACUCUGUCACCAUUUCCUUAUAUAUAUCUCUCACAACAACAACAGUGUUUUAAAGGCAAAGAGGAUCCAGAUUAAUGCGUCUUUCUCUUCUUGCACAGGUUCCAGAAAUUGACGAGCUUGAGAGGUCAAUGCAUGCAUUGUUAAAGAAUCGAGCCAGUAGUCUGGUGCAGAGAAGACAACUGGACGUCAAUGAUCAGGCAGAAGAUUUCUUAAAUGCUCAAGCUGGUGAGUAGCUGUUCCAUUCGCCCCUGAACUGAUAGGAAAGUUCUUUGGGUGCAGAUCCAUGUGCAUUGUACCAAUUUGUGAUGUUGUCAGGUUUAAUAGUCAAGGACAACUUGGUCUUCUAACUUGUGCAUGGGGAAGAGAUCCCUUGUCACCUAAAGACAAGAGAAAGUAACGUUAAGUCAAAACGGACCCUUGUCAACUUUUCCCUAAAAUCCCAGUUUUGAUUUCCUUCAUAAGAUCUGAGUUAGUCAAAUACAUGCUUUCAUCCCUUUGAAUCUUAUACCUUAUCCCUUGGUAAGUUUUUUUCCCUUCGUCUUUCCCCUGGAAGAGCCAAACAGAAUGUGACUUCAGGGUGUAUUUUUUACAUUUUUUAUCUCAUCUAACAGGAAGACAAAGUCAAAGUUCAUCUAAACCCUCUGAUCAGAAUAAGAUGAGACGUGCUGCUGAGAGAGAAGGAAGAAGAGCGCGUAGGAGGAAACAUAGAGAAAAAGAGAAGAAAACAUCCCAGCCUGAUACUCAUCAUGAAGGACAGUCUACUGAUGAUGAAGAAACUGAAACAGAUGCUAUCAAAUUCAGGGCAGAAACAAGUAAUUUUUUGUGUUAUUACAUUCAGGCUAGGUCAAGCUUCCCACAACAUCCCAUUAAUGAAUUAAUUAUCUAAAAAUUGCAUCUGUUAGUAGUUGUAAAUUUCAGAUUCAUCUAUGUAUCCAAAGUGAUUUCUCACACAAGGUAGUUUUGAAAUCUUCUACCAGCUCAGUUUUCUUGAAUUUGGUAUGUCUUCAAAGCAAUGUUAUUCAAGCAAAGAUUUUUCAAUUUGACAAAAUGCUGAGAAGUUGUAGCCAAAAAUCUCUGCUUCAUUGCACAGGUAGGGAUGCAGAAUUGAAUUGGAUACUGGUCACUACACGCACGGUAAUUCAAGCUGAAUUAAUAAUUUUUAUUGGUUGAUUCUAUAGUUUUAGUGUUCUUUAUCACAUUUUUCUUAGUGUAUACUACUACAUGAGAAAUUUCUGCAAUUUGAUUGGCUUAGAACAGUGUUUUUUCAGCUUAAUUUGAAACACAUACAUGUGAAAAUUGUAAACCUUUUGCUGGUGGUAGUAUAAACAAAUAAUAGCAUGAUUUGUUCAAGAUAUUUGGCAUACAUUGUAAAUACCACUCGUGAUAUUUCAAAGUUGUCUCAAAUUUCACUUCCCUAACGACUCGUGAAAUUACCUAUAACAAUUUUGAAAUAUCACUCGUGGUAUUUAUGCCAAACUUCACUACAAAUCAUGCUAUUACCUUUACUAAUACAAUCAUAUGUCUCUUUUGUUUCUUCUACCUUUCUUUAGAGAGAAUUACGUCAGAAGAGAAGGCCAUAUUUGAAGAUGUCAUUGAGGACUUCAGUUCAAUCGACUCUAUAAAGUCAAGAUUUGAAGAAUGGAAGAACAAACAUGAAGACUGUUAUACGAAUGCAUAUAUUUCACUUUGUCUUCCUAAACUGUUUGCUCCAUUUAUUAGACUUCAACUUUUGGACUGGAAUCCAUUCGAGGUACAACUGAUACCUUUUUUAUGAACAUUGUGAGCAAAUGGAUGUGGAACUGAACUUGACAAGAACUUUGUGUGUGUUGCUGAUGCACACCAUGGAAAUGAAUGCAUAGUUCACUUUUGAAGGUUUCUGCUCUACAGUGUACCUGCAUUCCACUAAAGUUUUUUUAACCCUUUCACUCCCAGAAGUAGACAAAUUUAAAAUCUGACAAAAAUUAAAAAUUUCUUUUGUAAAAUACUGAAAAACAAAUAGCACCGCGUGAAGGGGCUGCAAAAGAUGUUUCAUUUGAAUGGUCACAUAGCAGGAUUUUGCCUAGAGAAUUAAGAGUUAGAAUCACUUUGCAAUUCUCAAUCAUUCAUGCUGGUAGUGAAAAAUGUAACCUAGUUUUCGUCAAAUGUUGAAUCAUUUCUGGUCUGCAGACCUUUUAAUUCUCAGUGAGGUCUAAAACUGUGACUAUGUUUCAAUGGAAAGCAUCAGACUUUGUUUUAGUGGCGAAAAAGCUAAAAUUUUUUACCUUUUUGGAAAAACAUUUGUGGCUGAUUUUGUUUUUAAUGUUUUCAUGACAAAUUUCCUUGUGCAGGCAGCCUCAAAUCAUGCUUUUAAAAUUAGCAUUCUUUACUGUUUCAAUUUAAAGGACUGUAAAAAAUGGACCAUUUGGGGACAAUUGAAAGCAUUUAACAAUCCUUUGCAGUUAUUACUUCACUGUGUGUGCGAUAAUGUGGCAAAUUUAAGGCACUUUUUUUUGUAUACUGUGUCAAGAUGAAUAGAAUUCUCCUUCUGUUAUCUCAGUUUUCAAGUAGAAGCAGAUACAGUUGUAAAGUUUAUUUUUUAAAACCUUUUUAUUUCUCUUUUUAGGCCAAGAGCAUGGAAAUUGAAGAAUUCCGCUGGUAUAAAAGUCUUGUAUUGUUUGGCUGUGGAGAUGAUCCAUAUGAUAUUGAUGUUGAAGAUCCUGAUGUCAAACUGAUUCCAGCUGUGUUAGAGAAGACGCUUAUCCCAAAACUAGUUGGUGAGUAUAAGCAGUACCAUUUUAUCGUCAGCAAUGUUCUGGAAGCUUAAUUACAAGGAAGGUUGUGAGUAGAGCAGCCUUUCUGUUUUGUAAAGCAGGCUCUGCUACAGGCAGCAUGAGACCCUUCUUGCUACAAACUACAAUGCCUUUGUUUUGACCUAUGACUGGGUUUUGAUCUGCUGCAUACUGAAAGAUAGCUUUCAGGGCUUUCACUAAAAGCAAUGGGGUAGGGAUUUCUCACGGCUACUGAGAGCAUGACUACCCGCUAAUUUCAUAGGAAACAAGGGAAAUUACAACCAAAAGAAUUUCCUAACUGUUUAGUCCCCCCCCCCCCAACUAAUUACAAAUACUGUCACUGCAGCUGACAACUUAAAACCUUGGUGACAGCCCUGGCUUUCAACUAUGAUCAACAUGUACCAUUAGGGUGUUUCAUUUCAACCAAUUAGAAGAAGAACAGUACUGAGAUUUUGGUAGAGACAUUUUGGAGAGUUUUAGAAUCAUGUUUUCAGCAAACAACAAACGUCAGAUUCAAUUUUGCAAUUUCUUAAAAUUGGAAAUGAGCAGAUAAAAUUGUAGGCUUGCUACAAGUCGACCUCUCAUAAGUUCUCAGUGAGCGAAGCGAGCAAGAAAAGUCGAGUGAAGUCAGGAAUAACCAACCAGGAAAAAAAUUUUAAAGGUCUUUUAGAAAGUCUAAUAAAAUUUAUUGUACCUAAACUAAUUGUGAUGGAUGAAACUGGCAUGAAAUAAUAUUACUAGUGAUUUUUUGUGGGUAUAAUGAACUGCAAACAACAAGUAGAAGGAAAACUUGGCCACAUGGUACAAAUUGACGUUUGUUGUUGGCUGCAAAUGUGAUUCUAAAUCUAUCUGUUAUCAUUUUUUGACGGGAAAGAGUUGAAAGAGUUGUCAUACCAGGCAGUGAGGGGGUACUCUCCUUGAGAUGACUUCUCCAAUGAACUAACUGUUGUGGAUGCCAGGGUGUUGAUUUUACUCUUUUCAUAUUUUUAUACAGGUCUUUUUGAACACGUGUGGGAUCCAUUAUCCCAGAAACAGACGACACUAGCCAUUAAAUUAAUAAGAGGAAUGGCUGAGGUGUAUCCCAAUUUCCAGGCUCAAAACAAGACAACACAGGUAAAAAAUAUUGAUCAUCAAAAUAGAUUAUCGGUGUUCAUUUGCACUUGUCUUUCAUCUGUAAACAAUGAUGCACCUAUUGUUUGGUUUGGUCCUAUUAACAAGGUAAAUUAAAAGAGAAAUAUACAAGUUGGGAGUAUAUAAUUAUUAUGCCAUAUAAAGCUGUAAGACACAUUUAACGGUUUUCUUAUAAGAAAAUGUAUGGGACUGUAUUUUGGAACAAAUCAAAGUGACCCUAAUAAUGAGUUGGCUGUAUAAAUGAGGUUGACACAGCAGGGUUCCACUGUAUUAAUCACUACUGUUAACGAACAAUAUGUAGAAUAUUUUAUAUAUCUUAGUUUAGGGAGACAGCACUAAUCCAUGCCUAGGCUUCUGCUGAUUUUUUAGGUGUAUUAACCUCAGAAACAUAUUCUUGUGAACAUAAUUCUAAUUUUUAUUUGGUGACUUUAUUCAUUUUAAUUGUCAUACCAUGCAUUCCAAGUACUUUCAACUUAUUUCCUGUUGAUACUUUCUUCUACAGUCGCUGUUUGCCGCAAUAACUACUCGUAUGCGGCGAUGUGUUAGCGAUGAUGUAUAUGUUCCUCUGUAUCCAAAAAGGUAAUGAUUAUUAUUUUUCUUUUAUGCUGCAAGUUCCAGAGGUAAUAGGUUUCCACCAACUCCCCAUUUCCCUCUUAGGACACGAGGCAACUAAGCAUUGUAUGAGGUCUUUAAAAAAUGCUUGAGGACGAAAGAUUUCUAAAAUAAUGUGUCUUCACAAAAAGGAAGAAGGAAGUCUUCGCUGUUGAUUACAUUUCUCAUUGUUUACAUCUUCUUCCCUUGUAUUUUUGGCAGUUUACUGGAUAAUAAGGCUUCUGGUGCUCUACCCUUCUUUCAGAGACAAUUCUGGAGUUGCGUGAAGGUAUUUAUUUUAAAUGUGUGAGGCAACGCUAAGCGAGGUUUCAGUGAAGGUCAAGCAUCACAAUGGCCUUUUGUACGUUUGGGAUAGGCCUUUUGUAAUAGUUGGUCACGUGAUCAACUUUCUGUUUAAACCCGAAAAUAGUUCGCUUUUCGAAAAUCUUGUUAGCAGAAACAGCACAUUGCAAACUAAGUAACUUGAGAAUUUUCAGCCAUAUAUUUCAAGAGUAGUGAUUGCAAUGGCCACCGAAAAUUAGAAGGAUUUGUAUGGGGAAAACUACACUAAUCCUUGUAAAAUUUUGAAUUUCUGUCCUUAAAUCUUUCCCUUACGUCUUAAAAGGGCUCAAAUUAUUUUUUAUGAAAAAAAGGAAAAUUUGACCUUCGUAAUGCUUAAGGAAAUAUUUUACGACCGUUUGAAAAUUUCGAAAUUUUAAAGAAUUUGUAUGGAAAACUACUCAACCGUUAGUAGGUGGGAAGAGUCCUUUUUGGCGGCCAUUGCAAUCGCUACUUUUGAGAUAUACAGCUGAAAAUUUUCAGGUUACCUAAUUUUAAUAUGCUAUUUCAGUUCUUGCUAACAAAAUUUUGCAAAAGCAAACCGUUGUGUUUAAAGAAAGUUGAUCACAUGAUCUACUAUUGCAAAAGGUCUAUUGACUAAACCAAAACCAGUUAAUAGUUAAAUGAAGACCAUUCACCCUUGAAUUACUUGCGUGUCAUUUCCGCUGCUCUAUGUACUUGCUUUGCACUUGGUUCAUUUGAUUGCCUGCAUCAACCUCCUUCCCAGAACCCUCAUUGCCCUUCCCAAGUGGAUCGGCGUCGCGCAGGACAAGGGUAAUGGGGAUUCUGGAAAUGAGAUUGUGCCUGCACCUGUUGUGAAUGGCCAGUAAAUGGUUUGGUUUGGGUCGCACAGUUAAAAACCGCCUAUACCUUAAGUCUACUUUAAUAUCCGAACCCAGUGGCAUCCGAAACGUUGAUCAAGAUAGUAUGGUACUAGGAAAGUUGGUCUAGGAGAACCGAAAACGACUGUUAUGGGUCGAUAAGUUACCACGUGACCUUAUAUUCAGCCGGAACAACGCUCGCUGAAUUUUUUCAUACGCAGGAUAACUCUGGUCACGUGGUCUUUAGUCAGCCAGUGAGAGUCCAAGUCAGGUAUCGGUAAUUUCCAGGUGAAUAAAGGAAUAAAUUUUAAUUUGAGUAGAAUUUUUAAGCGUAAGCAAAAACCGAUCUGAGAGAUAUCUUUCAUUUAGCUCCUUGCGUUUCUUUUUGAAUUCUUUUGCAGUUGUUAGGUAACAUUCUCAAGUGGGAGGGACUUAUUUCAUCCGCUAGACUACAAGAAAUGGCGGUAGAUGGACUGCUGAACAGAUACCUGUUGUUAGCUCUUCAACACUCACAUCUUUACUACGACAGCCUUGAGAAGGCAAAGGCGGUAAGAAUAUAGCUUUAACCUGUUGUCUUGCAAUAUCGGGUUAAACGACGUUGAAUUCAGCUCAAAACUAGACAUGUGCAGUGGAACCUCGAUAUAACGAAGGGCCAAGGGUUAGCUAUAACGAGGUCCCUUCUCAGAUAUUUUACUAUUGCUGGGGUAAAGAAAAUCGUACGUUAUACCGAGGACUUCGUUAUAAAGAGAUUCGUUGUAUCAAUGUUCCACAAGUGUACUUAUUUACGAGUCGUUGGCUAAUAAAUGUCGUAGCUGUGAUAGCGCUCCUUCGUAGACUUAUUGUAUAAAACGAAGAAGAACCGUGUACUUUGUCUUUAUUAGAAUCGUUUAGGAUAUUCAGGCUCAGUACCUUCUCGAAGUUUCAAGACGUUAGACCCCUUAAGGAAUAAGAUUUUUUGUGAUUCUGUUUCAGAUUACAGCCUCGUUUCCAAAACAAUGGUUUAACGACCAACAACAGACAACAUUACCUUCUUUAGAGGCCUUUGCGCGCUAUCUCGCUACGUUAGCAGCCAGUAUGCAGCGCUCAAGUUCUGGAUGUCCAGAAGCCGAAAGAAAGAAAGCCAGGUAACGUUUUGACAACUUUAGUAGAUUUGGUAGAGACCUUUAGAUUCUCAAACAAAGACGACUAUGAGAAUAUGAGAUGGUUAGUGGUGCGCGCGUGUGAAAAUGCGUCGUUUGGGAGUUCACGGAUAUUAUUGUUCAUUCAAAAUAUUUCCCCGAUUCUGAUUGACCAAAAGCCCACGCAUAAUUCACCAUAACCAGUUACUGAUGACCAAAUUUGAAAGAAUUUUGUGCUUAACGAGGAAAUGACGUCAAAAAUGCAGCGUUGUUGCAGGUUAAUGCACCGUUAACCGAGAAGACCUGGGUACUAGGUUGAGUUGUCUUCGUUGUGGAAACCAAAAUGGCGGACAUUUCACUCGUUUCAAGAGUAAGAACUAGGCGAAAUAAUAGCGAAAAACAUGGCAAGAACAGCGAGAAGACAACUCGAAGGGCGACAUCUGCUAUUUGGAGAAUAUUUGCGGAGCUGAACAACCCUAAACGUGCACUAUCGAAGAUGAACUUAACAUCGAUGGAUCGAUGGAGGUAAGCUUGUUUUGGCCAUGCUUUUAAACUAGGAAUUAUUUGGAAUGAAUAAGAAAACAAUUAUUGAAUUCGGCUUUCAUAUCGUAUGAAGAAUUAUGGAGAUCUCGGAGGGUGUUAUCAGCCUCGGCCUACGGCCUCGACGGAUAACACCCUCCUCCUCGAUCUCCAUAAUUCUUCAUAAGAUACUCAGCCUCAUUCAUUAAUUGUUAAAUAGAAAGACUUGGUCUUUCUAUUAUCCAUUGGGAGUUUAAGCAGCGACGUUUGUGAGCAACGCACAUCAACCGGAAAUGCACUUUUGCACUCUAGCGCCGUGCUAUUGAACGUUUAUUUGGGCAGAUCGUCUCCUUGAGAGUUAAGACACUUAGCCAUACAAAUUUGGUAGUAUGAAGGCAUGAGAACUCCCCAUGUGGUAGCUAUCGUCAAUCUACUAGGGGUUCAGGCUAAAAUCUUGUAGUGAAGGAAGCAAGUUAUUAUACAUGUCGGUUAGAAGUUUUAUUGUUUUGCGAUGGGGAGAGGCCGAGCUUAACCCCCUUGAAUAAAAAUCAGCGUGUUAAUUUUUCUAGCGAAGAAAGUAAAAUGAAGCCUUCUGCGUUGUUUGUGCUUUUGCUAUUACGCAAAUUAACUUUGGCAACUUCUGAGGAUAAAAGGGUUAAAUUCUACCUUAAUCUUGUUUUGCUUCGAAUAAACCAAGUUGAAGUACCUCGAAUAGUUACUGAAUAGGCCCUUUGAUCAUAUGCUUAGAUACCACUUAGCAACGUCUCGCUGAAUGGCAAGUCAUCUGAGCGUUCAUUCCCAUCAGAAAGGUUUGAGUGCUAUCCAGCGAAAAAUUCCUAGGUUAAUGACUCUGCUGAAAAUUACCCGAACUGACUGGCCUAGAAGACUUGAAACACGUUUGAACUUUUUUUUUAAUUGCAUUCGUUUUUAAUCACAGCUUAUCUGUUAUUGAGACAAUCGUUGAAAAUCGCAUAACACGAGGAAAUUUAGUAACUAGUAUAGAUCAGUUCAGUUUUGCAUUAAAAACUAGAUCACUAUAAGCCGGUUUCCUCCAUCUACCGGUUAAGUGUUCAAUUUUUUUUUUUUUAAUUCAUUUCGCGCACACAAACAAUUACAAUGCAUUACGAAACAACACGUUUGAAUUUACCCAGGAAGGCUUUGCCCGAUGGCUCUGAAUGAGACUUGUCAUCCAGCAAGCCGAUCCUAAGUGGUAUCGGCCAAGGAUAUUAGCAAGUUCUGCAAAGGUCCUAUUCUGUUUUAUUCGAUUGCUAAUGAAAGCAUGCAAAGUAUUAUUUUAAGCAUUCCGUAUUUUGAUUUUACCAUAUGUAUUUCUUGUUGUUUCUCUUAGGAGUGGCAUCAAGAAAGUUAUUCAACUUCUACUUCAGCUAAGAUCUAUGGACAAAGCUAGGCUAGUAGCGGUAGAACAUAACAUGGACGAACUUGUGAAAGACCUUUGAUAUCUCCUGAGGUCAUUCAUGCUUGAAACUGCGCUGUGCCAUGAAGCCGUCAGCAGCUGUGUAUGGGCCGAUGAUCGUUUUAAGCAUUCUUUUUCCAAGGACUUUUUUCAUCAUAAUUGCAUGUUUUUCAUUUUGACACGUAUGACCAAAAAUACAUGCAAUGUUGGACAAUGUUAGUGGCUGCUAUCAUGAACUAAAGGUUGCCGAGAAAAUUUCAAAAAGGGAUGUAAAAAUCACAAAUGUCUUCGGAAAAAAAAUCAUAAUGUACUUGCGGAAGACUAUUUUCCUCAAUUUCUAAAAAGGAGUGACUCUGUUGAUUACUUCUAUGGCGGAAUUUACCAAAAACUCCCCUUUUGUAGAAAAUAAUAAUAAAAAUAAUAAACAAGCUAACAUUACCAAAAUUUCUAAUAAUUACGUCUUGCACUUGACAGUUCACAUUUUUAUGAAAUACUUCCUUUGAAACUGAAAAAGUGAAAAUGUCGAUGCUCACGAUGUCCAAGGUAACAGAAACACUUACUCGAGUUUGACUUUACUUGAUGGUGAAGUGGUUAAGUUGCCAACAGAUAGCAUUCUUCACGAGGGAGGUUGUUGAAAAGUUUUUGCUCUGGUGCAUGAUCGACUCGGAUGAUAGUUAGAAGUGCUCAAACACUUUUGUAAAUAAACUCUUUAUUGACUAAAAGAAUAUUUAUUCCAG